Molecule: messenger RNA, 1005 nt
Organism: Schizosaccharomyces japonicus yFS275
Lineage: Eukaryota; Fungi; Ascomycota; Schizosaccharomycetes; Schizosaccharomycetales; Schizosaccharomycetaceae
Product: CMGC/CDK/CDK7 protein kinase Mcs6
Exons: 1
Coding region: 1-1005 (334 amino acids)
Biological process (GO): positive regulation of transcription elongation by RNA polymerase II; positive regulation of Atg1/ULK1 kinase complex assembly; transcription by RNA polymerase I
Cellular component (GO): cytosol; transcription factor TFIIH holo complex; nucleus
Molecular function (GO): cyclin-dependent protein serine/threonine kinase activity; kinase activity; RNA polymerase II CTD heptapeptide repeat S5 kinase activity
Source: RefSeq, a predicted model, not a curated record
AUGGCCGACAUUGAAAAGUCUGAAAAAUGGACAUAUGUGAAGGAGCGCAAGGUUGGUGAAGGUACAUAUGCCGUUGUCUUCUUGGGCCGGCAAAAAGAAACAAACAGAAAGGUUGCUAUAAAGAAAAUUAAACUCAGUCAAUUCAAAGAUGGACUCGACAUUAGUGCAAUUCGCGAGGUGAAGUUUCUUCGAGAGAUUAAACACGAAAAUAUUAUUGAAUUAGUUGACGUGUUUUCUACGAAAUCGAACUUAAACUUAAUUUUGGAGUUCUUGGAAAGUGACUUGGAAAUGUUAAUUAAGGACCGGUCUAUCGUCUUUCAACCGGCUCAUAUAAAGACCUGGAUGGUCAUGCUUCUUCGUGGGUUACACUUUAUUCAUUCUCGAUUCAUUUUACAUCGUGAUUUAAAGCCUAAUAACUUGCUGAUUUCAAGCGACGGAAAACUGAAACUUGCUGAUUUUGGUUUGGCCCGUGACUAUGGUACAACGAACAACAUGAGCCACCAAGUUGUUACCCGUUGGUACCGGUCGCCGGAACUGCUAAUGGGUGCUCGAGCAUACGGUACGGGCGUUGACAUGUGGAGUGUUGGCUGUAUUUUCGCCGAGUUGAUGCUUCGAACACCAUACCUUCCUGGUGAGUCUGAUUUGGAUCAAUUGAACGUCAUUUUCCGAGCCUUGGGUUCACCGGAUCCUAGUGUUUGGCCAGCCAUGAAAAAGCUUCCCAACUACGUGGAAAUGAAGGCCAUGCCUCCACCGAAUGGAGGUAUGGAAGCUCUGUUCUCUGCCGCUGGUUACGAAGAGAUCAAUCUUCUCAAGACAAUGCUUCAUUACAACCCAGACAAACGUCCCACUACAUUGGAGGCCCUGCAGCAUCCUUACUUUUCCUGUGCACCUCCACCCAUCCCCCAUCAAUAUCUCCCGCGCAAGGGAGGUGAGAGCGGUGUACAGCAAGUUUCCAACGAUUUACAACGUCAAGGUGCCGGAGGAACUGCUCAAGCAGUCCGGUAA